Messenger RNA from Didymodactylos carnosus, 456 nucleotides. NCBI's taxonomy places the organism in Eukaryota, Metazoa, Rotifera, Eurotatoria, Philodinida, Philodinidae. The record is from the annotation of a GenBank genome assembly.
AUGUGUUUUAUACGCGGUAGACCAAGAUAUCCACAAUCUCAAGGUUGUAUUGAGCGUGCCAAUGGUGUACUCUGUGAUACAUUAGGCAAAUGGAUGACACAAAACGCUACAACUCGUUGGUCUGAAAGACUAUUACCUGUUGUCUAUGGUAUCAACACACGUACGUUCAGCACAAUUAAAACAAGUCCUUAUCAGGUGAUGUUUGGACAAGCGCUGAGAUCGGAUAGUGAUUUUUGGAAAUUAGUUGCUCAAGAUGAAAUUUUGGAUGAGGAAGAUUUACCAACUCCCAUUGCUUUGGAUGGUGAUGUAGUUAUUUCAAAAGAACAAGAUUCCACGUGGGAUGAUGUUAUUAAUCCUGAUGCUACAAAGUUGUUCAAAAAUAUAGCUUUUUCCUGGAUCAGUUAUGUUAUUAUCAAGGGGGAAACUACAAACUGUAUAAACUUGCGCGGACUUUAA